Oreochromis aureus is the source of this 1478-nucleotide messenger RNA. It is a transcript of the gene cebpd, whose product is annotated as CCAAT enhancer binding protein delta. Gene Ontology annotation, biological process: regulation of cell differentiation; DNA-templated transcription; regulation of transcription by RNA polymerase II. The record is from RefSeq and is a predicted model, not a curated record. Bases 251 to 1132 code for a protein of 293 amino acids. Gene Ontology annotation, molecular function: RNA polymerase II cis-regulatory region sequence-specific DNA binding; DNA-binding transcription factor activity, RNA polymerase II-specific. NCBI's taxonomy places the organism in Eukaryota, Metazoa, Chordata, Actinopteri, Cichliformes, Cichlidae. The transcript has a single exon.
AGCCGCUUCAGAGAAGUGACAAGAGGUGUGUUAGGGUUGAAGGGGACGGGAGCCUGACAGUCAGCACCCAGGGAUAAAAAGCCAAAAAGUGUCUUUUAAUAUCGCAAAAAGGGAGAAAAGCGCCUGAGCAGUAAGAGAAGCCGCAGCAGGAUUAUCGCGCUGCAGAGCUGUCACACCUGAGGCAUAUCUCUAAAAGAAAAAAAAGUUUAUUUUCUCUCUAAAACCCACGUGGGACAAGUCAGCAGGGUUCAUGUGUGACAUAUACAGCCUGGACUCGCACUGCGUGUCUCCACAAUGCAACAUGAGCUGGUCCAUGGAGCCUGCUAACUUCUACGAGAGCACCAAGCUGGGGGGCCCGCAGCAGGGGGUCUGCAAGCCGGGCAACAGGAGCGACGGCCCGGCGGAGGACGGCACCAUGGUGGAGCUGAGCACCACCCCCGCCAUGUACGACGACGAGAGCGCCAUCGACUUCAGCCAGUACAUCGAGUCCAUGACAGCCGUGCCAAACUUGGAGCUGUGCAACGAUGAGCUUUUCCUCGACCUGUUCAACACCGUAAAGCAGGAGAAGGCGGAUUUCUACAACAUGCAAAGCUCCGGUCUGCCCGGCGGCAUGCAGCAGCUGUCAAACGCCUACACAGCAGAGAGGAAGACGGACGGCGCGCUGGGGAAGAGCACCUUCAGCGCACCCAUCAAGCAAGAGUCCGACUGGAGUGACAGCGACAUGUCUUCAUCCCUGCCUUCCCAGAUCGAGACCUGCGCGCAGACCUCCGUCAGCCUCCCCACGGGGCAACCGACCCCGCCGACCACCCCGGAGCCAGUCUCCGCCGUCAGCUCGGCCAAAUCCUCGCCGCGUAAGCUGGGCAGGGAAAAGGGGAAGAAGUCGGUGGACAGGUUCAGCAUGGAGUACCGACAGAGGCGAGAGAGGAAUAACAUUGCAGUGAGGAAAAGCAGGGACAAAGCCAAAAGGCGCAACAUGGAGAUGCAGCAGAAGCUGAUUGAACUGAGCGCCGAGAACGACAGGCUUCACAAAACCAUCGAGCAGCUAACCAGAGAACUCACCGGCCUCAGAGAGUUCUUCAAGCAGAUGCCCAGCUCCAGCUUUGCGGGGUCCACAAGUGUUGAGAGCCGGUGACAAAUUCUGGAACUGCUUUGAACUGAACUUUCAAGAGACAUACCUCAACAGACACUUGUUUUUUUUUUUUGUUUUUCUUACCAUCUGUACCAGAUGUAUUAAGCUUACCAUAAUGGCACUGGAAAAUAUGAUGCUGCCAUAUUUUUGUGGGAUUUUUCCUCUGUAUUAAAUUAUUUUACCACUGCAUUUAUGUGUUGUUAUACCUGAUAUGGUACUUUUUUUUUUUUUUUUAUAAUUCCAAACUUUCUAUAAGAGCCAGAGCAUGAUCUUUUAUAUAGUUUGUAUGAAACCUUGAAAAGUGUGUUUUUAUGUAAUCUGUAAUAAAAACAUUGCUGGAAAAAUUGCA